GUCGGCUACGUUACGUACGGUUGUCAAGCUUAAAAAAAGAAGCCAUGUGUCGGAAUUAGAAGAACGUGCGGGGAGUCCGAGAGCGAGUCCGCUUUCUGUGCCGCUGGUACGCCCGGGGAUUCCCUUGUUUUCCGGCUACUAAAUGACUAAAUGUAUAGAAAGGUGAAAUAAAGAGGAACUAGGUGGAAACAUCUGAACGCAGAGUAACAACUUAGGAGAGCGGAAACCUGCGAAAACAACACAACCUCAACGUUAGCGUCUCCGACUGUCCUCUCCUCGGGGUGCUGAAGCGACAGCGGUGGACUCAAACUGAAGCGACCCGCUGUCGCUCCACAAACUGACUGUGCUGUCUGUUGCUGCCGCACAGGUCUGUUCAGAAGAGCAAGGCUCUUGUGGCAUGACGACGACUAACAAAGGAAAUAAAGCCUUGAAGGUGAAGCGUGAGCCAGGGGAGAAUGGCACCAGCCUCACAGACGAGGAACUGGUGACCAUGUCAGUGCGGGAGCUAAACCAGCACCUCCGAGGGCUCUCCAAAGAAGAGAUCCUGCAACUGAAACAGCGGCGGCGCACCCUGAAGAACCGGGGAUACGCCGCCAGCUGCCGGGUGAAGCGAGUCACCCAGAAGGAGGAGCUGGAGAAGCAGAAGGCCCAGCUGCAGCAGGAGGUGGACAAACUGGCCAAUGAGAAUGCUUCGAUGCGCAUUGAGCUGGACGCUCUGAGGUCUAAGUACGAGGCAUUACAAACCUUUGCCAGGACUGUGGCACGGAGCCCUACCGUCGGGGUUGGGGUCAGGGCUGGAGGGGGUGGAGGAGGGGUGGCAUCAUCCGUCAUCGGUCCGCUUAUACCAGGGAAGGUGGCGACAGCGACGAGUGUGAUAACAAUAGUGAAGUCAAAAACAGAUGCACGGUCUUGAGGGAGGGAAAGAUAGAUGAGGGUGGAUCAGGGUGGAGUUCAGCUGCAUCAGAGUAAUUCCUCUUCUCUGCUGCCCCCCUCUCCUCCACCUGCACUGAUUUCAAACAGCUGGGCAUUCUCAAUCACUUUGCCUCAGCAUGUUCCUGUCACCUGUCUCAGAUCAGUGCAGAUGAAGGAAAGAAGCAGAGGACGGUUAUUGAGACUAUAAAGAUGCAAGCUCUUGGUCAGCGCAUGAUCGUUUAGCACAGCAGAGACAGACAGGGUUCCUACGGUCACUGAAAGCCUGGAAAAGUCAGAGAAUCUGAGAAUUGGUUUACUCCAGGUCAAGGAAAAAAAUUAUUUAAAAAAAACAUAAAUGUCCCAAACUCUUUGGAAAAAUCAUGCAGUUGUUUUCAGUUGAUCAUUUAAAUCAGACGUUCGGUGUCAGGUGUUACUGCUGGUAGAUAUUUGUAAAUGCAAAAUAAUCCUGUCACACAUUUGCACACUAGAUUUCAAGUGGUCAUUUGCCUGAACCAAAAUGUGCGACAUUUAAAUUAGCUUCACCAACAGAAAUAUUCGUAAACAUGCAUUUACGUAUGUGUAAUGAGUUCCAAAAGAAAACACAAGAUUUCAUGUGACCUGCUGAUUUCAGUGGCUGCAGAGACGUCCCAUCUUGCUCCACCUAGCCAAGAACUUUUUCAGAAGAGUACUAUAGAAAAAUAUAUAUUACACAAUGGUGGUAACUGUAUUUCUACUGUUUUGUACUGUGUUGUCAUUCACAUGAGGUCCAAAGUGUAUUCUCUGUGUGUGAAUUGUUAUAUAUCAGGAAUUCUGUGAAAUUCUGUGGCGCGUGUUCGUUUUGGUAUUGCUAUAUUUAGUUAGCUGUAUUUUUUCUACGGUCUCUUCACUUUCUAUGUCCGACUCUCUCUCUCUCUCUCGCUCUCUCUUAUCUAUUAUUUCUCUGUCCUUCCAUUCUUUCAAUUCCAACUGGCUUCCAUUAUUACAUACAGUACUUCCUGGAUCUAACAGAAAGAGGAGAGAAAAGACAAUUGAUAUUUACCAAAAAACAAACAAACAAACAAAAAAAAAAAAACAAAAGAAGAUGCAACAUAGUUUAGAAAAAAGGAGAUAAAGUGAUUGAAAGUCACUGACCUUAUCUCAAUUUGUAAGUAUUUUCAGGGAAAUGGUCAUUUGAACACUUGAGCUGAAUUAAGAUAAAGUUGUCUUCUGUCUGUUUGAGUUCCUCUCAAAAGUAAAUAUUUGAGAAAUUUGGAAGGGCAAGUGCCUUGGUCUCCUAACGAUAUGCAUCAAGAAGAAGUCAAGAGGACGUGAGGAAUUGUAGAAGGACGGUGGAGAUUCAGUGGAGGUGUUUGCUUAUUCCUGUGCUUAUUGGGAUACACUGACCAAUCAGGAAUCAAGUUGUGACAGCAUUUAACUCUCGCUGUGCGUUGUUGUAUGAACUGUGUAGUAGCCAUCAGGAUUGAUAAUAAUAUUAAUAACACCCAUUUAUGUGACUUGGCAGUUCAUUUACUUAAAGAAAAAAACGGGAGCCCGCAUCAACCCUCAUUUUCUUACACAGAAUACACUUUUUGGAAAGGGAAUAUUCUGUGAUGAGGAAAAGUUCAUGUAAUUGUUUUAUGCUAAUUACUUCAUUCAUGUUUGUUUUUGAAUUUGACUGACAGAAAUCUAGGCUAUUACAACUACAGCAAUGUUUAUGCUUCAAAACAAAGUGGUCUACGUUGCAUUUCUCUUGCUUUUAACCACAAAGCUCACUUUGCAAGAGCAAAUGUGAUCACUGACAGUGCAGUCACAUGGCAAAGAUAACAAAGAUAUUUCUCUGAAUUUCUAGUCACACAAAUGGAGUGUCAUUUCACAGGAGCUUUAUCAUAAAAGUAGUCUCAUAUGGUGUUAUAUACUCAAAGAAUCUUUGUCUAUGUACGGUAGAGUCUGGAGUUUUAUAAAGACAAUUAUCUUUGCAUUGUUUGUAACGACCUGUAAAAAAAAGAAAAAAAAGAAAAAAAAGGGUAUAGCGAAAUCUGUUUGAUAUACAGUAUCUCUCUAUUUUGCAAUUGUACCAAAAGUGGCUUAACUACUGAAUAGCUUUGUUUUUUCUCUAGUGACUAGGCACGUGUGUGUAACCGUGAACUAGCGUGUGGUGUGCUGUGUAGGUAUGUGACGAGGUAACUAUAAUGUUCACUAUUUCAUGGAUAUGACUUUGAUCCUUGUUUGAUUUCAGACCGAAGCGGGUGACGACACUGUUGGUAACUGCACUCUUUCUCUAAUCAUAAAAUCUUUGUCCUCCUGGCCCCAUAAUUUAGCUUCAGCACUGCAGAUGUGUUAGAUCAUUUGUUAAUCUGCUCGAAAUCUGCACUUAUUAUUUGUAAAUUUUAGGAACUUCUUUUAUGACAGACCCAUUUUCUGUAUUUCUGAACGGGCCUUUGUGGCUCUGUUGUGAUGAGGAAAUGUUAUGGUUAAUGUUAUGGUUAACCUCACAAGCUUCAUAAUAUGUGUAUACAGGACAUCUGGUAACAGAGAUGUGAAACUCAACAAGGGGCCUGUAUAUCACCCCUACUCCUUCAAUAAGUCUUUUUUUUUUUUUGUAGUGUGUGAUAAAGGUAUUUGUUUUUGCUGUGUACAUUUUAUAUAGUUAUGUAUAUUUAAUGUUGUUCCUGUUUCAUUUGCUUCUGAACUGUUCUGUAAGUGUCAGGGAAGUGAAAUAACAUUUGUUAUUGUAUUUGAUGUUUUAUGAAGUGUAAAAAUUCUAUUCUGCUAUUUAAUGAUUUGUCUGUCAAAGAGUGAGGUUUACCAUUAUGAAGUACAAUUGCCUCAAACUUUUUUUUUUAUCUAAGGAAAAACAGAUUUAAAUUCAGUGAUUUACUGAACUAGAAGCAAUUUACAAUGAUAAAAACAUUACAUACAUGCAGCCUUUUACCUGAACCGCUACUUUUCCACUGUGAAGAAAAAGGGGUUAUCUAGCCUACUGCUGUGCAGUUAUUAAGAUUAGUACGGUGUGUCCUCAUCUGUACAGUAUAUUGAUAUAAAAUAGGAUUCAAACAGGUGAAUGAUGAGCAAAGGCUAAGGUAGGGAAUGGGUUUGAGAUUUUAAAAUAUUAUUUCUCCAUAAUCAUGACACUGAUAAGCAUUUUUGCAUGUUCAGGCAACCGUGAAACCAGAGAACUACAAAUGUCAAAUGAAAAUGUCCAAUGUAUAUUUUUCAAAUGUCUUAUCACAGAAAUAUACUCCAUGGUAUUCAGCUACAAACAUGUAUAAGUAUCACACCCAUUGUAUUUGUGUUUCUUUAUAUUUAAAAAGACCAGUUUGCCCUCUUUUUAUGGGCAGAAUGCUAUGAUUUCAUUUUAUACUGGAUUUUUUUUUCUUUCUGUCACUCUUUUGCUUACUGUCUGUCUUUAUAUUUGCUUGUUGACUUGUGUGUGUUCAUAUGGUAUGAAAUAGGAAGAAGCACAAUGUGCUAAGAUUUGUUUUGCAUAAAUUUGAAGGUAAAUUUGAAACCUCCCUGUGCUUGUCAAACUGUACGUACUGUAUGUACCACUGUCAGACAAUAUGUUUUCACGUACUUUUAAUUUUUAUGCUUCUCUAGCUUAAAAAGGACGCAUACUGUGCAAACAUGAGUGCGUCAACAUGGUGGCUGCUGUUAAAUAGACAUCUCUAAUUAUGCAAACUCUGUAGGGCAAAAUUAGAACUCCUGCCACACAGGAGCAGUGAUGCUAUUGUCGUCGUUGUGUCAAGUUGUCAGUUUUAUAAUCGCAGGUACGGUGGGAUGUGACAAGGUUAAAGAGCUUAUAUACAGCGUGCUUAGCAUUUUCUUCUUGGUUGUAAAUGCCAGCAUCGGUUUGUCUCUGUUAAAUCUGGCUUAUGUGUUGCUUUUUCUCUAUUUCACUUAACAGAUAACCGUGAAAAGAUGAAAUCAUCAAUUUUUUUACCCUUUGUCAAUUGAGAAGAAGACAAGAUGCAAAAUCUACUGUAACUGUCAUGCAAGGCCUCCUGUCAGACUUAACAGUAUCAUUAUUUUUGUCUUCCAGACUCAAAUAUCUUGUGGGUUUAGUAUUUCUCCAGUGCGAAGCAGUGUGUUGCGUCUCUAAACAAACGAGGUGAAACAGUACAGAGGUUCAAUCCUAAUUUUCACUCAGCAGACAUGAUCAGAUGACAACAGUGACCUUUAGUGAUUAUCAUAACAGAGUUUAUGAGCUAAUAAGACAUGCUGACCUUAUUUUUCCGCAGCCUGUACAGAGGUCAUACCCUUCUUAUGAAAAGACAUUUCAUCACAAACCCAAGCAACCACUCUUAAACCACAUCUAUAAAUAUUUUACAGAGGCAGAAAGGAGUGGUGGAGACACAUCUGAUAAAACUCUUGCUCAUUCCCUACCCCACUUAUCCUAUCCCUAUUUACAAAGUGUCUGCAAGUGAACUCAGCAAGCCCUUCUACACAACAUCAGAUUCUUCUGGAAGAUGCAAAUCAUUAACUCCUUAUCUUGCUGCGUGACCAAUCGGUAUGCAGUCAUUCAGUUGUUUUCCUGUUAACUGAGUCACGCCACUGGACUCUAAAAGUCCUUUCACCCACCACCGAUGCCGAUCCAUGAAGUUGAAUGAAGCACAGAUUCCUGUGAUCUUUUUUUUGUGUUCAUCAAUAAUAAUGUUUGUUGUGUUGGCCCUCCUGCUGCUUUCUUUUCAUCUCUGCUGCCCCUGCCCUCAUCAGUUGUUUUUAACCUCUUACAUAAAAUCUUACCCCGAGUUCAGGUAUCACGCCAUAUUAACUUUUUGUUGUUGUUGUUGUUGUAACAGACUCCCUCUCUAAUUUACUUCCCAACAAACCACUUGUGUCUGCUAGUGAACAUUUGGCCAGGUUGCUGGGAUAUUUUUGUGUUUCUAAAAGCAUAUAACGGUCAGUUUAAAGCUAUAGAAAAGUAGCGAGUUUGUGUGAAUAUGGCAUUGCCUAUUCAGAAAAGCCCUUGUAAUAGGAAAUUCUGUGUUUUGUAAUAUUUCUGUAUGGGGUGUAAUAAAUUAUUCUACGACAGUACUUUCUAUGGGAAAAUACAUAAAAUGUGAGUCUUUGUAAGUAUUUAUCUUAAACUAAAUUAUUGUACUUUUUUUUUGCAAUUUGUAGAUAUGUAAGUGAUGAUGACAAGGUACUGGUAAUCAUGAAAUUAAUUUCAUCAUCCGUCUGAUGCAUCUUUUAAUUUAUUGAUGUAUAUACUGUAUGUUUGUUGAUAAACAGCUUACUUUAUUUUGUAUAUGACCAAUAAACAUGUUUUAAAAUGGAA
Molecule: messenger RNA, 6169 nt
Organism: Toxotes jaculatrix (banded archerfish)
Lineage: Eukaryota; Metazoa; Chordata; Actinopteri; Toxotidae
Gene: mafgb
Product: v-maf avian musculoaponeurotic fibrosarcoma oncogene homolog Gb
Exons: 3
Coding region: 398-913 (171 amino acids)
Biological process (GO): regulation of transcription by RNA polymerase II; regulation of epidermal cell differentiation
Cellular component (GO): nucleus
Molecular function (GO): RNA polymerase II cis-regulatory region sequence-specific DNA binding; DNA-binding transcription factor activity, RNA polymerase II-specific
Source: RefSeq, a predicted model, not a curated record